Messenger RNA from Sphaeroforma arctica JP610, 1389 nucleotides. RefSeq lists its product as hypothetical. Bases 402 to 1364 code for a protein of 320 amino acids. The record is from RefSeq and is a predicted model, not a curated record. The transcript has 2 exons. NCBI's taxonomy places the organism in Eukaryota, Ichthyosporea, Ichthyophonida.
CAUCGGUAUUGUGGGUAUUGAUAUUGAUAUUGGUACAUAACUCUAUAUAGAUAUUGGUAAAUAUUGGUAUUGGUAUCGGUAUUGUGGGUAUAGGUAUUGGUAUGGUAUUGGUUUGGUAUUGGCAUCGGUAUUCGUAUUGGUAGUGAUAUUGGGCAUUGUUAUGGUCCACAGGUCACGCCGUCAAAGUUGAGGCGAGUAUGAAAAGCCUAUUGGUAUUCGAAUCAACAGGAUGAUGGUUACUCGUCGUCAAGUACGCCGACAAGUACGGGCAAAUAGAUACGCCCAUCACGCGGUGGUGAUUGCCGGCGUGUGUGUGCCUCCGGACGUGUGCAUGCGGAUUCUAAGUGACCUGGACACUGAAUCGCUGAUAGAGUGCAAGCUGGUUUGCAAGGCGAUGUAUAAUGUGGCCAAUAAGACUUAUCGGAGGGAGAAAAAUACUGCCGAAACGACAGCCACAGAUACUCAGCCUGUUACGCCAUACUCCUCGGCUCGAAGUCCUCGAUAUCAAUUUCAACACGUGGAAGAAUACACUUCGGUCCAAAGGCAAACUCACCAGGACUGCCAGACUCAUACCCCAUUUGCGCACCCUGAGCUGUGGCUUUAUGUCGCCCGACCAGCUCUAUUCCAUGGACGACUACAUUUUAAAUGUAGUGCAUUUUCUCAAACUGCUUCCCUUAGUGUCCUCGUGGGAGUUCUGGCAGUGGCAGGUGGGUGAUUUAGACCUCUUGGAUCUGCAGAACCUGACUUACAUAGACGCUCACAAGUGCCGCUUAGGUAGUCUGAAGUCCAAUUCACUCCGUCAAGUACACGCACGGAACCUUCAUCCGGGGAUCAACGUACAGAGCUUACUACACGAUUGCCCAGCGCUAGAGGUCUUGACACUGGAUGGACAUGUCCUCGACUACCCGCUGGUUAGUACACGACUGCGGGUGUUACGUGUGAAGUGCAUCGGUCUUGAAAGUGCACUCGUGGGGUGCACUGUCUUGGAGACUUUGGAAUUGGACCGCCAACAGGGCACGGUGCUUCCGCGAUGCCUAUCGAUCCGUAAUCUGAAGAUACACUUUGCAAUUAAUAUACACAGGCUGCUAGCAAGUUGUCUUAUAAGGCACCUGAGCUUGUUGGACCUGCCGACAAGCUUGCUGUAUAGGCCUCAUGUGCUUCCGCCCGGCUUACUUUACUUGAGAGUCGCAGGGUUGGAUGUAGAGUAUCCCCUCAGCCAGAAGGCACUGAACGUAGCCUCAGACACCACAUUUAUCUAUAUAUUAACUCCUGAUUCGGAAACCAUGAGAGACUACGACCAUAUGCCCGUGAGCGAUUUUUGGCGAAGAAUACGAAGAGCCUGGCCGUUCAAAUCGUCGAUAUAGAUGUUCGAGCGUUUGCCGUAGUACA